GGAUUUCAGUUUUAGCCUAUCUUCAUACUGUACUGUCUGUGAAUGAGCGCUUGGUUUGUGACUUUGUCUAGUAAGCUCGGUGGAUAACACAAUUGACGAAUGUUACUCUCUUAUUCAGUGAUUCAUAAUUUGUUUUCCAACAUAGGUUUCCAAAAAUACAGAUUUAUUUAGAUUUGUACUUUACUGGCUCCAAUGUGUAGCUUACAUCCGUGUUGCUGCCUCUACCGCGCAGACUCGUCACUGCGGUUCACUGCGUUUCCGUGUUAGCUGGGCUGGCUAGCUGAUAGUGGCUGUCGUCAGGAGAGCCUACGAUCGACUCCGACUGGAUAUUGUAUCGAUGGAUAAAACAAACAUUUUCGACAAUGCAUUAAUGUUCAUAAACUGUGUAUUUGUGAAUGAUGCUAUGGAAAGUGCGGUGACUACACCGUCCGUAACAUGCGAUAUUAUCAAAACAAGAUAUUAGCCAAGUGUGCGUUUUAAGAGCAGUUUACGUUAUCUAGGUAACUGUUACCGCUAUAUAACAUUUAUGGUGGCUUCGUUGAUCCAUUUUUUGUGUUUUGUCCUCGUCUGUAUUGGUGGAAAAUGAAGAAGUUCAAUAUCAGAAAAGUGCUGGACGGCUUGACUGCUUCUUCCUCUGGCACUGCAUCUCCACAACCAGGAACUAAUCAAAACGAUGUGAUCCAAGAGACGCUACAAUCGGAGCAUUUCCAGCUCUGCAAGACUGUGCGCCAUGGCUUUCCCUACCAGCCCUCCUCCAUGGCCUUUGACCCUGUGCAAAAAAUUCUGGCCAUCGGGACUCAGAGCGGAGCUGUGAGACUUUUUGGCCGUGCGGGUGUGGAGUGUUACUGUCAGCAUGACAGUGGUGCAGCUGUAAUCCAGCUUCAGUUUCUAGUCAACGAGGGGGCGCUGGUGAGUGCCUUAGCUGAUGACAGCGUUCACCUGUGGAACCUGCGGCAGAAGCAACCAGCUAUCCUGCACACUCUCAAAUUCAAUCGGGAGAGGAUCACGUUUUGUCACCUGCCCUUCCAGAGUAAAUGGCUGUACAUCGGCACAGAGAAAGGAAACAUCCACAUCGUCAACGUUGAGUCCUUCACACUGUCAGGCUACGUCAUUAUGUGGAACAAAGCCAUCGAACUGUCCUCCAAGUCACACCCUGGGCCUGUGGUCCACAUCAGUGAUAACCCCAUGGAUGAGGGAAAGAUUUUGAUUGGAUUUGAAUGUGGGACCGUGGUGUUGUGGGAUCUGAAAUGCAAAAAAGCUGACUACCGCUACAAUCAUGAUGAGGCCAUCCACUCAGUAGCCUGGCACCAUGAGGGAAAACAGUUCACCUGCAGCCACUCAGAUGGAACUCUGACCACAUGGAACGUACGUGUCCCCGCCAAGCCUACAAUCACCAUCACACCACACGGUAAGCAGCCCAAGGAUGGAAAGAAGCCAGAACCAUGUAAACCUAUCCUCAAAGUGGAGUAUAAAACGACUAGAGCUGGGGACGCCUUCGUGGUCAUGUCUGGAGGCCUGUCAUAUGACACAGGGUGCAGGAGGUCCUGUCUGACGGUGAUGCAUGGGAAGAGUACUGCUGUCCUGGAGAUGGACUAUCCCAUCGUAGACUUCCUCACGCUCUGCGAAACACCAUAUCCUAAUGAUUUCCAGGAGCCUUAUGCUGUAGUUGUCCUCUUGGAAAAGGAUUUAGUUGUCAUCGACCUUGAACAAAUUGGGUACCCAAUAUUUGAGAACCCGUACCCUCUGUCGAUCCACGAGUCUCCAGUGACGUGCGUGGAGUACUUUGCUGACUGCCCUCCUGAACUCAUACCUGCACUUUACUCUGUGGGCUCCCGGCAAAAGAGACAGGGUUACAGUAAGAAGGAAUGGCCUAUAAGUGGUGGUAACUGGGGCCAAGGCACACUGAGCUACCCUGAGAUCAUCGUCACUGGACAUGCUGACGGAUCAAUCAAGUUUUGGGAUGCUUCUGCAAUAAUGCUCCAAGUACUGUACAAGCUGAAGACUGCCAAGGUGUUUGAGAAGGCUCUAAAGGGCGGUAAGGAGGAGAAGCCGAGCACAGAGAUAGUGGAUGAGGAUCCCUUUGCCAUCCAGACUUUGUCGUGGUGCCCAGAGAGCAGAAUGCUGUGUGUGGCCGGAGUCUCCGCCCACGUCAUCAUCUAUAGGUUCAGCAAACAGGAAAUGACCACAGAGGUGGUGCAGCUGUUGGAGGUGCGUAUGCAGGGGGAGCUGAACGAUGUGGAUUCUCCAGACCCAGCAGGAGACCAUCCUCCCACCCCCUCUACCCCAGUACCCCCCUCCUCCUCCAGCCCUACCCAGGACGGAGAGCCCCCUGAGGCCCAGCCCUUCACCUCUGAUGACCGGCCCAGGGACAACGUACCAGGCCUUAAGGUCUGGAGCGCCCCUCUGAAGCAGUCUCCUGGUUACCAGGUGGAGCUGGUCAUUCAACUGGUCUGGGUUAGUGGGGAGCCGCCGCAGCAGAUCACCAGCCUGGCCGUCAGCUCGUCAGACGGACUUGUGGUGUUUGGCAACAGCAGCGGUCUGGCUGUCGUGGACUACCUUCAGAAGAGCCUCCUCCUGAACAUGAGCACGUCAGAGCUGUACAGUCCCUCAGACCCCUACCAGAGACAGCCUCAGUCGCCUCGCAAGACACGCCAGCCAUCUGGAGACAAAGACAUUCCGCCUGUGACAUCUUGCAUGUCCCGCCUUUCUAUAUUUUAUACGUCUAUGAAAAAGACCUAUCAUUCUUCUAACUCCCCUCUCAGUGAUAACAGCGAUGGAAACAACAUUUCAGAGGAGAAAAGCAGCAAAUCACCAACGUCAGCUGCUUUUCAGUAUCAAGGAGUGUUGAAUGAGUUGAUGUCCACUGAAGUGUUCUUGUUACCAGGCUCUACGACACCCACCAAUUCAGACGAUGAACACAAACAGAAAAGGUUUAUAGAAAUGGUGAAGUCCAAAAGCAGGCGCUUUUCCAAGACGGUUGCCAAUGACUUUGCCAAGAUGUCAAAGAAAAUUAGCUCACCUACAGAGCAAAAGACAGGCCUGGAUGCCAAGGACAGUUUGUUCAGCCGCUCCAGGAGUUCCAGUGUGACCAGUAUAGAGCGGGAGUCCCGCGAAGCCAUCUCCUCCUUCCACUUCAGUGAGAGUUUCCCCAGGAAGACGGACAGCAGCCCCAGCCCCAGCCUGUGGUUGGGUACUACCCAGGGCACUGUCCUGGUCCUCUCCCUCAGCCUGCCACCUACAGGGGACCAGAGGCUGCAGCAACCUGUCGGAGUCUCUUCCUGUGGUACUCUGGUCAGACUAAAAGGAGGUAUCCUGACUAUGGCCUUCCUGGACUCCCUUGGGGCGGUCCUACCCCCUUCCUACGAGCCGUGGUCCGAGCCCAACGCUCCAGACGAGGAGAAGACGAGGAGGCGCAGGCCGGCUUCCCCACCCCCCACCCAGGAGGGUCAGGACCGCCAGUACGCUGUGGUGUGCUCAGAGAAACAGGCCAAGGUGGUGGGUCUGCCCUCCCAGUCCUGCUUCUUCAAACACAACAUCACAGAGAGCUCCUUCGUGCUGAGAGCUGACGUGGUGCAGAUGGCCGCUGGACUCUGCCUCGCCUGCUUCUGUGCUAAUGGACACAUCAUGACUCUGAGUCUACCCAGUCUCAGACCACUCCUGGAUGUGAACUACCUUCCCCUGACAGACAUGAGGAUAGCCCGGACCUUCUGCUUCUCCAACCUGGGCCAGGCCAUGUACCUCACCUCCCCCACCGAGAUACAGAGGAUCACAUACAGCCAGGAGACCUGCGACAAUCUGCAGGAGAUGAUGGGAGAGCUGUUUACACCGUUAGAGACACCUGAAGCUCCUAAUCGAGGUUUCUUCAAGGGCCUGUUUGGGGGAGGAGCUCAGUCGCUGGAUAGAGAAGAUCUGUUUGGUGAGACAGCGGCGGGUAAGGCAUCUCGUAGCCUGGCGCAGCACAUCCCCGGGCCCCAGGGCAUGGAGGGUAUGAAGGGAGCAGCCUCUGGGGUGGUGGGGGACCUGGCCCGUGCCAGGAUAGCCCUGGAUGAGAGGGGGCAGAAACUGGGCGAGCUGGAGGACAGAACCGCAGCCAUGAUGGCCAGCGCUGACUCCUUCUCUAAACACGCUCAUGAUAUGAUGCUGAAGUACAAAGAUAAGAAGUGGUACCAGCUCUGAUGGCAGCGAGGGGAGACAGUGGGACGCAGUUGUUUUGUUGCACCACUUCAUUAUCUACAGGAGAUGCAGCUCCUCCUCCUCCUCUUCUCCUUCAUCUCUCUGCAGGAGGAAGAGGUGUUGUAUGACAGACUGAGAGGCUUUCUUCCGAGCAGCACAAUACAACACUGCAUUACCUCAGUCACCUGGUUACAGCAGACUGACUGACUGAAGCAGACUGACUGACUGAAGCAGACUGACUGACUGAAGCAGACUGACUGAAGCUGACUGAAGCUGACUGAAGCUGACUGA
Molecule: messenger RNA, 4464 nt
Organism: Oncorhynchus tshawytscha (Chinook salmon)
Lineage: Eukaryota; Metazoa; Chordata; Actinopteri; Salmoniformes; Salmonidae
Product: syntaxin-binding protein 5-like
Exons: 29
Coding region: 583-4176 (1197 amino acids)
Biological process (GO): regulation of protein secretion; regulation of exocytosis
Cellular component (GO): SNARE complex; cytoplasm; plasma membrane
Molecular function (GO): myosin II binding; GTPase activator activity; syntaxin binding
Source: RefSeq, a predicted model, not a curated record